ACGAUAAAUGUGAGUUCACAAAGAAACUAUUUAUUGAUUCCAAUAACAAUCCAGUUUUAAAAGCAUUUAACUGUUGUUUUAAGAGCUCAAUACAUAUCAAGCAAUGGUAGGAUAUGCCUAGUUGUGUUGUGAGUUUUGAUUCAAGAAAUGGCAGAUGCAGAGAACAAUACUCACAAACCUCCGAGAUGGUCCCUUAAUGGAAUGACUGCUCUUGUCACCGGUGGAACUCGCGGAAUAGGGCAUGCCAUAGUGGAGGAGUUAUGUGGGUUUGGUGCCACUGUCCACACUUGUUCCAGAAACCAAACUGAGCUCGAUAGGUGUUUGACAAAAUGGCGCAGUGAGGGGUUUUUGGUUUCUGGGUCUGUCUGUGAUGUGUCAUCUCAACCCCACAGAGAGAAGCUCAUUCAGGAAGUCACUUCCCUCUUCAAUGGCAAGCUUAACAUUUAUGUGAACAAUGUUGGUGUAAACUAUAGGAAACCAACCAUUGAGUACAAUGCUGAAGACUAUUCACAGAUGAUGGCAGUCAAUUUAGACUCUGCUUACCAUCUGUGCCAACUUGCAUAUCCUCUUCUAAAGGCAUCUGGAAUGGGAAGCAUUGUGUUCAUUUCAUCUAUUGCUGGUGUGGUCAGUGUAGGUACUGGAUCCGUCUAUGCAGCAUGUAAAGCCGCAAUCAAUCAGCUUACAAAAUAUAUGGCUUGUGAAUGGGCUAAAGACAACAUAAGGAGCAAUUGUGUUGUUCCUGCCACUACCAAUACACCACUUGUUGAGCAUGUAAGGUUCUUCCUUCCUAAUUCCUAUUUUAUUGGAGUUAGUUGCUUUCCUUUUGACUGCAAAAAAUUCAAAGAUAGAUUUACGUUUUUAAGUUUUUUGUUUUAUGUGUUUGCUAUGCACAUCUUUUGAAGUCGUUGAAAUUAGGAAAUAGAUUGGUGGUAGUUUUGUAAAUUGAAAUAAUAAUAAAAACUUAAGUAAUAAGGCCCUAAACAUCCCUAGUGACACACCAUAUCCUCCGAAGCUUACAGU
Molecule: messenger RNA, 1020 nt
Organism: Cajanus cajan (pigeon pea)
Lineage: Eukaryota; Viridiplantae; Streptophyta; Magnoliopsida; Fabales; Fabaceae
Source: RefSeq, a predicted model, not a curated record